GAUCCCUCUCCGGAUCCCACAUCCGUGUAUUCCUCUCCCCUCAGUGCCAUGGCCACCGUGCUCUCCCGGCGCCUGGGGAAGCGCUCCCUGCUCGGCACCCGCGUCCCCGCCGACGGAAUUCCGGCGGCGGCCUCCCAAAUCCCGGGAUUGCAGCCCGAGCUGGCCCCUGGUGUCCACGAGGAUGGAUCCUGCGUGUUCCUCCCCGUGGAGGAGAACAGCCAAGCUCCCGGAUUCCCCGGCCUCCGGCAGCUCCGCUCCGGGCAGCAGGUGCUCCUCGCUUCCAGCGGGCAGGAAUGCGAGCAGGGGAAGGUGCUGCUGCCGGAGCAGGGCUGCUGGAGGGUGCAGGACACGCUCCAGCCUCCUGCUGACACCCUGCCCAGAUCCGUAUCCAGCAGCAUCGACGUUCCCAACAGGAAAGCCGACGAUGCCGUGGAGAUGGAUGAGAUGGUGGCGGCCAUGGUGCUGACCAGCCUGUCCUGUUCCCCCGUGGUGCAGAGCCCUCCCUCCGGAGAGAGCGCCCUGCCCCCUGAUAAAAGUGUGUGUGUCCCCCCUUUUCCUGCAGCGCCGCGGGACCCCUGGAAGGAGAGCGGGGACGUGUCGGACGGCGGCAGCAGCACCGCCAGCAGCAGCAGCGGCCACUGGAGCGGGGCCAGCGACAUCUCCACCCCCUCGUCGCCACCUCACCCCAAACACUCGGGAGGGGCUCUGAGCUCCCCCCGGGGCGACGACGGCUUCGAGACCGACCCCGAGCCCUCCCCCGUGCCCGAGGAACCCGCCCCACGCAAGAGGAAGAACUCGGUGAAGGUGAUGUACAAGUGCCUGUGGCCCAGCUGUGGGAAGGUCCUGCGCUCCAUCGUCGGCAUCAAGCGGCACGUGCGGACCCAGCACCUCGGGGACGGCGCCGAGUCGGAGCAGCGGCGGAAGCGGGAGGAGGAUUUCUACUACACCGAGGUGCAGGUGAAGGAAGAACCAGCCCCUGAGGUGACCACCACCACCACCACCACCACCACCCCCACCAGCCCCACGGCCACCUCGGCCCCCAUCAUCAUCCGGCAGGCGCUGGCCACGCCGGAGCCGCUCCUGCUGGAGCCGCCGCUGCCGGAGCCCGGCCUGGCCGGCGCUGCCCUCAGCCAGUCGGCCCCCGGCUCCUUCUGGCACAUCCAGGCCGACCACGCCUACCAGGCGCUGCCCUCCAUCCAAAUCCCGGUGUCCCCCCACAUCUUCACCAGCAUCAGCUGGGCCGCCGCCACCUCCACCCUCCCGUCCCUGUCACCGGUGCGGAGUCGCUCGCUGAGUUUCAGCGAACCCCAAACGCCGCUGCUCAAAUCCCACCUGAUCGUCGCCUCCCCGCCCAGGGUGUCCCUGGGCACCAGGAAAAUCCGCGGCGAAGCCAAGAAGUGCCGCAAGGUUUACGGCAUCGAGCACCGGGACCAGUGGUGCACGGCCUGCCGCUGGAAAAAGGCCUGCCAGCGCUUCCUGGACUGACCCCCUGGCAUCCCAUUCCCAAAU
Empidonax traillii (willow flycatcher) is the source of this 1509-nucleotide messenger RNA. RefSeq names its product zinc finger protein 395 (gene ZNF395). Gene Ontology annotation, cellular component: nucleus. The record is from RefSeq and is a predicted model, not a curated record. Gene Ontology annotation, biological process: regulation of transcription by RNA polymerase II. NCBI's taxonomy places the organism in Eukaryota, Metazoa, Chordata, Aves, Passeriformes, Tyrannidae. Gene Ontology annotation, molecular function: RNA polymerase II cis-regulatory region sequence-specific DNA binding; DNA-binding transcription factor activity. The annotation marks the transcript as partial. The transcript has 10 exons.